AUGUUUUAUUCCAAAGAUAUAUUGACACGUAAAGCUGGAGGCUUUGGAAUUAUAUGGUUGGCGGCUACUUUGGGAUCACGAUCAAAUCUACGAAAAUUAUCAAAGAGAGAAGUCAAUUCUGUAAAUCUUGUUAAAGCAUGUGAUUAUAUCGUUUCCCCUCCGGAACCACUUGCAUUACGGUUAACUUCGAAUCUUAUGAUUGGAAUCACGCGAGUUUACUUUCAACAAUACACAUUCUAUUAUACCGAUGUGAACAAUGUUUGGAUUCGUCUAAGAAAAGAAUUGUCUGCAAUAGAGAGUGAGCUUAUGAAUAUGCCAGAUCCGGAAGCAAAAUACGAAGCGAUUACGAUUGAAGAUGAUCCAGAAUUCUUGAUUGAAAUGUCUGUGCCAGCCUUAAGAGAUAUUGGUCUAGUACCUGAUCUUAAUAAUAGAGUCGAGUUCUCAGAAAAUUCUGUUGUUAUUCCUUCGAUUUCAAACAAUAACUCGAAACUUUCUCGAAUUACACUGCCAGAGGACGACUUUUCAGACUUCGUUCCCAUAUUGGAAAAUUUUACCGGUAGCUGUAGUCUUAGCGAUUUAGGCGAUGAUGAAUUGCUAAAGGAUGAUUCUGGAAUAAGACUUCAUUUCGAAGCGGAUGGAACUCUCCGAGAAAUUAUUCCCGAUCACCAAAAUAUUCCUGAAUUGGAUAAUAACGACAUUAACGACCAAUUCGGUGCUCAAAUUUACGAGGAAAUGAUAAGAGAAGUCAGAGAAGACCAUUAUGGAGGUGAAGAACUCAUAGAAAGAAAGAGACGUAGACUCAAUAACCAACCUGGUCCUGAGAAUGAAGAGUUAUUGAGACUGGAAGAUAACAACGCGGAAAUGAAUAUUGAUACAGAACCUUCGUUGAUUGACGAAACAACGGAAUUAACGAAUCAAGAAAUUCUGUCUAUGCGAGACAAUUGCACACGAGAUCUUAUUAAAGCCCAGGAAUUGGCAAGAAGAAAGGAAUUUUCACAAGAAUUCAAAGAACAAGCAAAAGCAGCCUUAUACACGCCUUUUUGGAAACCGGUAGUUAAAACGCCGGAAUUACAAUUGUUCUGGGACAAGCAUUGCGCACCUCUUAUGCGAGGAAACAGAAUAAACAGGGAGUUAACGGAAUUCACUGGUUCAAAUCGUAAUGCUGGCGCUUUUACCGGAUUGAACGAAAUUGAUUUAGACGAUGAAUCCGUAGUUCCGAUUGAUGAUGAAAUGCUUGACGAAGCUAUGCGUCAUGAGUCUAUGCUUAAUGAUGAGCCUGAGCUACGAAGAGCUGCAGAUAAUAGUCAACAGAACUCGGGAUUACUGCAGUUCGAUAGACUCAAUUCUCGUGCAAGCAGCAGCAUUGAUGGUGUUCCUGAUACUGAUCUAUUUGAUCGGGCUUCCUCGGCGGCGGAUACGCGUGUGAAUCACGAUGUAUCCUUGGAUUUAUCUGGUCAACUUGGAAGUAAUCGUAAUAGGCAAAGCUCUGUCAGAUUAGAUCGUGCAUCUAUCUCCUCUUCGGGUGGAAGAGACUUUAUUGGUGAUGAUUUCGGAUUAAUGCCGGAAUUCAACAUAUUCAAUAAUGAUAUGAUUGUUGACGACGAUGAAAGUUUUAGUAACGGAAUAAAUACUCAACAAGACAGAAGAGAUAGAUCGUCAGAUGUCGUGGAGAAAGAAUCCUUUAAUUUUAUGGAAUUUGUGAAAUCGUCGAUGGAACAAGUUGGCGUUUCUCGUGUGACGUUUCAAGAAAUAAUGAAUUCUCGACGAGCCAAGAAGUCAGAGGUGGCGAAAUCAUUUUAUCAUUUGUUAGUGUUGGCCACUAAAAGUAAAGUUCAAGUAAGCCAGACGCUACCUUACAGCGAUAUUGUAAUGGAGUUUACAUGA
Molecule: messenger RNA, 1884 nt
Organism: Ambispora leptoticha
Lineage: Eukaryota; Fungi; Glomeromycota; Glomeromycetes; Archaeosporales; Ambisporaceae
Source: the annotation of a GenBank genome assembly